ACCAUACUCGUAGCACAUUGUUUCCUUAUCAAGUGUUCACAACUUACUUAGUGUAAAGACAAACAGGUCGACUCACAGGCAUGACGCCAUUUCUCUGUUUUGUAAUUCUCUUCAUCGCCGUCCCCCAUGCAGUUCGCGGGGAGGUAUGUGCCUAUGUGCUGACGCAAGACUGCAACUUUCUCCCGGACAUGAACCGUGUCUGCGGCACAGAUGGGACUUCGUACAGGAAUAACUGCGCCCUGGCCAAGGCAUACUGUCAAGACAAUACAAUCCACAAAGCCCAUGAUGGUCCCUGCACAGGCGCAACCACAACCACAGCCCAGCCGACCACGCUUAAACCUAUCGAUGGAGGACAAGUAGCUUUGGACAUCUUCUGUCUUGACCUUAUCUACAUCAACUGUCCAGCUGGCGGUGUCCAGGUCUGUGGCAGUGAUGGGACUUUCUAUGUGAACAUCUGUGAGUUCGACAAAGCACGUUGUUUCCACCGGGAUUUGGUCAACGGCAAGAAUUGUUAACUAAUCAAGCAAUAAAAUUAGAAGUUG
This is a messenger RNA of Mya arenaria, 542 nucleotides long. RefSeq names its product agrin-like. The record is from RefSeq and is a predicted model, not a curated record. NCBI's taxonomy places the organism in Eukaryota, Metazoa, Mollusca, Bivalvia, Myida, Myidae. The coding region runs from base 81 to 515 and encodes 144 amino acids. Gene Ontology annotation, molecular function: protein binding. The transcript has 4 exons. Gene Ontology annotation, biological process: multicellular organism development; cell differentiation.